AAAGGAAAAGGAAAAGGAAAUAAAAAGAGGAAGGUGAAGCUGGGGAGAGAGAGAGAGGGGGACAGAGUGUUGGUAGAAAGCAAAAGGAAAGCAAAAGGCUCUGUGACUCUGUCGGUCGUCAUCUCCCGUCGUUUUCUCAACGUUCAGUACCUCUGCAUUUCUGUUCUUCAGCUCUCAUUUCAUGGUGAGGGAAAAAAGCUUUCUUACAGAAGAACAGUUACUCUUGGGUUUCUCUAUGCUUUAAAUGCGGGCUGUUCAUAUUCCUCUGUAUCUCAUCUUACCGAACACAGAUCCACGUGAAAGCAGCUCCAUCUUCCCUUCCUUCUCCCUUCUCAGUUUGGUGCAGGAGCUCAUGCUUUGAGGGUUUUCGUUUUGAACCCCUUUCGGUCUGAGGUGUUUUUGAGAGGGGAAAAUGGACGGCCGGGUGAGAAAGCACAGGCAGACGAGCCCGGGGAGGGCUAGAGUUUGGACGGAGCCGUCACCUAAGCAGCAAACUAGAAAAGUCCCUGUUGUUUACUAUCCAUGCAGGAAUCGACAUCUCGAACAUCCCCAUUUCAUUGAGGUUCCGCUCUCAUCUUCCGUAGGCCUCUACUUGAGAGAUGUUAUUGAUAGGCUUAAUGUUCUUAGAGGAAGAGGCAUGGCUUCCAUGUAUUCGUGGUCUUGUAAGAGGAGCUACAAAAAUGGCUUUGUUUGGCAUGAUCUCUGUGAAGAUGAUCUGAUUCUUCCUACUAAUGGAAAUGAAUAUGUUCUCAAAGGUUCCGAGCUCUUGGAAGAAUCUCAUUCAGAUCGUUUCCAUCCCACUGUCAGAAAAAAGUUGCAGAGUUCAAAGCAAUCCCAAGAACGCAAAUUAUCUUGUAGCCAGGAGGCUGCUUCAUCUUCUUCAGGCAUGAUGGUUGUAAAGGGGCUAAAACCUACCCAAGAAGAUGAAAUCUCUCCUCCACUUCAACGGCCAAGUUCCUCUGACUUGUCUCCGGAUUCUAGAGUUGGAAACAACCCCUUAUGUGACUCUAGGAGCCUGACAGAGUACAAGGUCUGUAAGGGAGCCCAAGCAGCUGAUGCUUCAACACAAACUGAGGUAACAAGUGUGAGGAGAAAUAAGGCCCCAGAAACUUGUACAAGAGGUGUUUCAACUGAUGAUGGUUCCCUAGACCUUGAAUGCAAUGAGAAUCAUGAGAACCAUAUUCCACAAGCUAAGGAUAACUCCAAGCUGUAUAGGGAUGAGAUAUCCCCACCUCCAUCUUCUUCGAGCAUUUCUUCGGGUGGAAAGGCCGAGACUUUGGAGUCUCUGAUCAGGGCUGAUGCUAAUAAGAUCAAUAGCUUCAGGAUAAUUGAAGAGGAAGAUAUCCGUAUGCCCUCCACUAUGAAAGUGAAGCCUGCAAAAAUGUGGAUGCAAUUGAUCUCCUGUGGGUCCAUCUCAGUGAAAGAUCACCGUUUUGGCCUCGUAGCCACCUACAGACCUAGUUUUUCUCAUUCAAAAUUUCCCUCACCAUUGUUUUCUAAUACAAUGAUGUUGGGAGAGCUUGACUGUCUGUCAGAGAAUCCAAGAUCGAUGGGUCUGAGAUUGGAAGACAAAGCGUAUUUCAGUGGAAGCUUGAUUGAGACUAACACCUUCAGGGAAGAAGGAGAUGGGCCGACUGUUCUCAAAAGGUCUUCAUCAUACAAUGCUGACAGGACUUGUAAGACAUCGGAGUCAGCAGAUGACAAGGAGAGGGAAACUGAUAUUGCACGCUCAAAAUGCAUCCCUCAAUCAAUCAAAUCCUCACUGCGUAUGCAGCCAAGGAAGGAAACAAUGAGAUCCCCUGUUUCAGAGGGGCCUAGGAUUUCUUCAGCUGGAGCAGAGGGUUCACAAUCCAUCUCUCAUGGUUCAUGCAAUGGUGGCAGCAAGAGAAUCACAGACCCUUCCUCAGAGAAGCAACCAUCGAAGAGACUAGACUCCUUCAGGGAGGAGAAAGUGAUAAAAAUAGAAGAAAGGCUUGCUUCAGGAGCUCGGGUUAUAAUUCAAUCCAUGGCCCCUUGUGAUGAGGAUGAAGGCACGUCAUAGGAAGUUGGGAUUGGGAUGAUCAGACCAAUUUGUUUCUUCCUGGGAUGAUUGCAAAAUAUACAUAUGUAAUAUGUUGUUCUACUAAUUCGCAGGGAGGGUUGAAUGGGGACUAAUAUUUAGUUAGACAUGGAAGGCUUCUGUUGUUUGUCGUAGAACACGUGCAGGUUUCGUUCUUUCCUCUGUGAGGAAGAGAGAGGAAAGUUGGCCAGUGGGUCUACAAAAUUCAAGAAAGUUCAAUACCUGUAUGCUAGGUGAAGCCCAAAAAAUUUUGGAAUCUGCAAAUUGAAUUACAAUUGAUGUUAACAAGUGCUAUUGAAGUCUUUAAUCAAUAUUGUAUUUUCAUUUUGUUUGAAA
This is a messenger RNA of Macadamia integrifolia, 2395 nucleotides long. RefSeq names its product protein SOSEKI 3-like. The coding region runs from base 413 to 2041 and encodes 542 amino acids. NCBI's taxonomy places the organism in Eukaryota, Viridiplantae, Streptophyta, Magnoliopsida, Proteales, Proteaceae. The record is from RefSeq and is a predicted model, not a curated record. The transcript is spliced from 7 exons.